AAUGUAAACAAGAUAGACAAAAUGAAGGUCAUUUCAUAUAAAUACCCUAAAAUAGAAUUUAGGAUCAUCGAUUGAUUCUGUUAAAGGCACUUCACAGUUUGACAACUUUAAGGGAGGUAAAAAGGAACAUGGAUUUACGACUGAACACAAACGGACAAGGAAACACUUAUGGAUCUAUUUCAUACACUAGCGAGACAACAUUUCAAAAUACACAUAGCUUGAGCUUUAAUCCUAAAUCGAAUAAAGUUUCACCUGUGAAUGACUUUUCUGAAGUAUCGUUAUCCCCAGAAGAGUCACCUUCUACGCUAAAUAUAUCUGAUGUGACUUAUGUUGUAAGGGAAUAUGUUGGGCCAUGGUGGAAUGGAGCAUGUUUCAGAAAAACGCGACGAAAAACUGUUCUUCAAAACAUUUCAUUACAGGUCAAAUCUGGAGAAAUAACAGCGAUUCUAGGAAAUUCGGGGUCAGGAAAGACUUCGCUUUUGGAUAUUAUAUCGUGCAGAUCAUCUGGCUCGGUUGUCGGUAAUGUAUGUUUCAACAACGUUAAAUGUACCCGUGACGUCAUCCAGCAGCGUGCUACCUACGUCAUGCAAGCUGAUCGUUUGUUACCGAAUCUUACAGUACGAGAAACAUUACGCUACACUGCCCGACUAAAAUUACCGGGAAACAAAACAUCAAAAGAGAUAGACAAACAGGUAUCACAAGUAAUUAUUCAAAUGGGUUUGAAAGAUGUUGCUGACUCAAGGAUAGGAAGUAGUAUCAUCCGUGGAAUCUCAGGAGGAGAGCAAAGACGAGUUACCAUAGCAAUACAGUUACUUAAAGAUCCAGACAUGAUACUCCUUGACGAACCAACCUCUGGUCUAGACAGCUACACAGCUCGCUACCUGGUCACAAAUCUCCGUGAUUUAGCUCUACAGGGUAAAGUUGUCUUGUUAACAAUCCACCAACCUAGUUCAGAUAUCUUUCACAUGUUUGAUCAGAUUGGAAUCAUGUCAAAGGGACAGAUGGUGUAUUGUGGACCUGCCAAAGAGAUGGUUCCUUAUUUCACAGCCCUUGGUUAUCCUUGUGAUAGAUAUACAAACCCCUUAGACAGAUAUGUUGAUGUGGCAAGUAUAGAUAGAAGAGAUAAAGAAAAAGAACAUGAAAGUACGAAACGUGUUUCUAGUCUGGUUGAAGCUUUCCAGAACUCAGCAUUGCAUCUUACUACGGUACAAAACAUCAGAAAUGAGUCUUCAAGACCUGUUUCGGCAAGCUCAAGUUAUGGUAUCAAGAAACAAAAGGGCCCGGGCUAUUUUAGAGUAUUAGUGACGCUCCUCAGUCGAAUGAACACAAAUCUAUUUCGGGACAGAAAGGACUAUUUUGCAAGACUGUUUCUGUUGCCACUCUUUGUUGUUUUCAUUUUAAUCUUUCUUGGACGAUUGAAACACACCCAGUCAAGCAUUCAGGACCGUGUUGGCUUAUUGUAUCAGUCGUCUACGGUACCACCAUUCAUGGGAAUAAUAAACAGUAUAGCACUAUUUUCAUGUUUGCGGAACCUUUAUUACCGGGAAAGUCGUGACGGGUUAUAUGGAAUAAUCACUUUCUUAUUGGCGUAUACCAUUCAUAUAAUACCAUUCCACAUUGUAUCAAGCAUCAUUUUCAGCAGUAUCGUUUACUGGGUAACAGGCAUGCAUCCGGGAUUUGACAGAUUUGCUCUGUACACCCUGGAUGUAUUCAUCCUACAAUACUGGGGAGAAAUGCUGACGAUAGCUUGUCUAGGGAUAUUUAUGAAUGCCAAUUUGGCUAACAGUGUAUCUGCGUUGCUGCAGGCAGCAACAGUAGUUAUUGCAUCGGGAUUUCUAAAGAACACCGCGUCUUUAAUUAAACCUUUCAAGUGGUUGAGUUGGAUUCUGCUACAUAAAUACAAUGGUGAAAUUCUAGUUGCCAACGAAUUUCGUGAUCUAGAACUUGAUUGUAAUUUAAAUGAGACUGCAGUUUGUAUUCCAAAUGGUAAUUUAUAUAUCGACGCAUACUAUCCUGGAGCCGAUGACCAUCUUGCACGGAAUUUCGGUGCAGUUGGAGCAUAUGCUGUUGGAACAUUGAUACUUGCAAUGCUAGCUUUUAAAGCCGGAGGACUGAGAAAUCUUCACUGAACGACUAUUUAAAUGGGUGCAAAUUGCAAUAAUCUACACAAGUCUUUGGAAGUUCUUAAAGAUGUUGUUUUGCUGU
Messenger RNA from Ruditapes philippinarum (Manila clam), 2205 nucleotides. RefSeq names its product ATP-binding cassette sub-family G member 5-like. The record is from RefSeq and is a predicted model, not a curated record. The transcript is spliced from 10 exons. Gene Ontology annotation, cellular component: plasma membrane. Bases 129 to 2129 code for a protein of 666 amino acids. Gene Ontology annotation, biological process: cholesterol homeostasis. Gene Ontology annotation, molecular function: ATP hydrolysis activity; ABC-type transporter activity; ATP binding. NCBI's taxonomy places the organism in Eukaryota, Metazoa, Mollusca, Bivalvia, Venerida, Veneridae.